Nothobranchius furzeri (turquoise killifish) is the source of this 1278-nucleotide messenger RNA. The record is from RefSeq and is a predicted model, not a curated record. Lineage: Eukaryota; Metazoa; Chordata; Actinopteri; Cyprinodontiformes; Nothobranchiidae.
CGAAAAACCCAACCGAGAUCCGCAUGAGCACGCGAAACAUGUUUGCGUCGGGUCCUGUCGCCCCUUGAGACGCCCUUGGAAAUUAAUGGAGAGAAGGAUGGAUGAGUAAGAGAAUGGAUGGAUGCGACAGACCAGGAGGGAGGAGGGCUUCAACCCGUCAUGCCUUGGUGUGGCUCGCUGAUUGAUCAACAGGAUGGAGGAUGUAACUUGUUUCAGCACAGAAGCUGCCCUCGAGUGUCUGAACAUUGACCAACAGGAUGAUCUACAUCAUAAUGGGAGUUUCAGGCACUGGGAAAACAACUUUGGGGACGUUUCUGUCUGACAAGCUGGGGUGGCCUUUCCACGAAGGCGAUGACUUCCACCCGCCGGAGAACAUCGAGAAAAUGGCUCGUGGCGUACCGCUCACUGACCAGAAUAACACAAGCCUGGAGGAGUUCUGUGUGGUGGAGUUGCUAAUGCUAACAGUUCUCCGCUGUUUCCUGGACACUAAACCAACAACAGCCUUCCCCAUUGCAAGUCAAGAUGGAUUCCCUUGGCUUUUCAGACUACAUGAAAUAAUUAAGAGAGAAAGAUGCUGCGGCUCUGAUGCUCUCGUGGCGUGUUCGGCUCUGAAGCGUCUGUACAGGCAGAUCCUCCGCCACGGCUCCACGGUCCUCACUCCUCCCUCCACCUGUCCACGUCCACACGUCUCGCCUCCUCUUGACGUGUUUUUCAUCUAUCUGCAUGGCAGUUAUGACUUCAUCCACCAGAGGCUGGCGGCCCGGAGGGGACAUUACAUGAAAGCAGACCUGCUGCGUUCUCAGUUUGACAUUUUAGAGCCUCCAUCAGAGGAGGAGAACUUCCUGUCCCUGGACGUCGGGAGGAGCAUCAGUGAUAUGGCGGGAGAAGUGGAAAAGCACGUCCUCAGUCUGAAGCAUCAGCAGCAGUGAAUCAGUGACCGCAGCACCAGACUGUGAUGGAUGUCCAAAGGGACAGAACAUGUGGUCGUACACGACUUUAGCUGCUGUGCCUUGUGCAUCUACAACUUUCAUUUUUCUAAAAUAUUUAAAAUGUAUUUCUGAAUUAAUUUGAAAUAAUUUGUGUAAAGAAUUAGCUCAGCAGAGGACUAUUGUGAUUUAUCUAAAUAAAAGUUUGAAUGCUUCAGAAUCAAAUACCUGCAGAGAGUGGACAUUUCAGAUGUCUGUGGACGUUUAUUAUGCAGAAGGAACACGAUGACCUUCAUCAUGCUGACACUUGUCUUUGUACUUCUUUUUGAAUUAAACUCAAGGUGUAACUAGA